Messenger RNA from Nicotiana tabacum (common tobacco), 1843 nucleotides. RefSeq lists its product as uncharacterized. The record is from RefSeq and is a predicted model, not a curated record. Lineage: Eukaryota; Viridiplantae; Streptophyta; Magnoliopsida; Solanales; Solanaceae.
AUUCCUGGUUCCGGUUCCACCAUACGAUUUUUGUUGUUGUUUGUCGGUGGAUUUCUGGGACCAAAGAAGUGUACAUUUGCUUAUUUUUCCAUUGUCAAUUAGAAGAAUUUCAGUUUAGCAGAAUGCUAACGGUAGAACAUGCCGCUGCCACCGUCCGUUUCUCCGCUGUGAACUUCGACGCCACCUCCCGCCGUUUAUCUCAUUCCGUCAGCUUCUUCAUACCUCGGGAUAAAUUUGGAAGAUUGGCGGACAAUUGUGCUGGUGGUGGAAGAAGAACGUGCAAGGACAAAAAUGGAGGAAUUAAAGCAACUGCAAAGGAUCAUUUUAGCUCCGGUUCGGAGCCAGUAAAACAGAGUACAUCAUAUCAUCCGUCUGAGGACAUUGGGGAGUUGGAACUAAUGGAGAAUGAGGAUGCUCAACUCAAGCCAGCUGAAUGUUCUAGGACAAUUAUUGAGGUAAAUAGCAAAGCGACACUCAUGUUUUCAAGUGCAGUCAGUGAUGUAAUGCAUGCGAACAUUUUCUGGCCAGAUUUGCCUUAUACAACUGAUGAACUCGGAAAUGUCUACUUUCAAGUAAAGAACGACGAAGAUGUUCUGAAAAAUCCAACAGAAGAAGAAACUGUUGUGCAAGUAAUUAUUGGCUUAGAUACAUCCGAAAUGAUGAGUGAGAUGAAGUCAUCAGGUCAAUCUGAAACUGAUUACCACAUAGAUGAAUUUGAUGACGAGGGUGUCGAUAUAGAUGAUUUAGAGGACAUUGAUGAAGACGACGAUGAUGAUGAUAAUGAGGAUGAUGAUGAUAAUGAUGAUGAAUCGGAUUGGGUUUCCAUUCUUGAUGAUGAAGAAGAUCAGAAUGGGGAUCCUGACUUGGGGGAUUGGGCUACGUUAGAGACAAUGCGUUCCUCUCAUCCAAUAGACUUUGCCAAAGCAAUUACUGAGGUUGUGACAGAUGAUCCUAUAGAUUUUAUGGAUCAGCCUCCAGCAGGUCUUGUUAUCCAGGGCCUUCUAAGGCCAGCAUUCCCUGAAGAGCACGCUUCCAUUCCAAAGCAGAUAUCUGAACAUAAAUCAAAUGAUGCUGGUAUAGACCAAAUAGAAAAAGUUGCAGAAUAUAAGCAAAACUGUAGUGUUCAAGUCAAUGGCCACAAACAUGAAAGUGGAUCUUCGCAAGAUGGCCCAAGUUGUCCAGAGGAAUUGGAGAAGGACGAAACCCUUGGAAAUGGAACUUCAUUUUACAAGCUAGAGAUGAUUAAAAUUCAGUUAAUUUCUUCACAUGGGCAUCAAAUCUUAGUGGAGUUAGAUGAUUUUAGUCAAGCUAAACCUGAUGCAAUAGCGCAUUCAGCUGCCAACAUUAUAUCGCGGCUUAAAGCUGUAGGAGAAAACACCACACAGGCUCUCAGAUCUCUCUGUUGGAGAUGCAAGGGAAUUCAAGUGGAGGAAGUGGCUCUGAUUGGUGUAGACAGCCUUGGUUUUGACCUGAGAGUUUGCUCUGGAGCACAAGUUCAGACACUGCGGUUUUCCUUUAAAAAGCAGGCCUCCUCGGAGUAUAGUGCUGAAAGACAAUUAAAUGAUCUGCUGUAUCCAAGGUUCCACCCUAAGUUACAGAAGCAAGAAACUCACCAAGCUGAAUCAUGAAAAAUUUAGACUACAAAAAGUCUACAGUAUCUAUAGAUUUUGUUGUAGUUUUGGCUCAAAACUGUAUACAGAAUGUAAAGACUCUUUGUUCCAUCCCAUCAUAUUAUUUAUUCGGUGGAGGUCAUAACUAUCUCCCUUUACUGUUCUUGUGACCUCCAUAGUCCCAUUAUAAUGCAAUUUUGGUUAAUAUAUCUUUUGAAUAAAUUUCUGUCUGU